This is a messenger RNA of Clarias gariepinus (North African catfish), 9095 nucleotides long. It is a transcript of the gene mbnl3, whose product is annotated as muscleblind-like splicing regulator 3. Lineage: Eukaryota; Metazoa; Chordata; Actinopteri; Siluriformes; Clariidae. The record is from RefSeq and is a predicted model, not a curated record. Bases 1271 to 2464 code for a protein of 397 amino acids. Gene Ontology annotation, molecular function: metal ion binding. The transcript has 8 exons.
GUCCGUGUACACUCUGCUCUCCUCCUCCUCCCUCGCCUCGCCUCGCCUGCUGCCUACCCGCCGCAAGCAAGUUCUCCUCACGCUUCCUCCUUCGCUUUUCGUCCUUUCUCCUCCGAAUCCCCGUUGCGCUGAAAGCUGCACAAACCCGACAGCUGAGAGGAGAAGUAAACUUGCACAUAGGGAAGGGCUGAAGAAGAAGAAGAAGCAGCAGAAAACGCGCUGCACACGAACCAAUGAGCGGCUCGCAGCUGUUUAGAGACACGACUCGCUUGUUUGCUUUUGCUUUAUACCGAGGGGCCGAGCUGCAGUCCUGAGCGCUGCAGUCCUGAGCGCUGCUCUAGAGCGGAACAACAGCCUCUGCACAGACAGGUGGUCGUGCUUUAAAGGACCUAAAGGAGACAGUGGAGGGUGACGAUGAGAAGAAGAGACACAGGAGAAACAGGAGGGACAAAAAUGCGACUCAAGUAGAAGGCAGAGGACGCGCAUCAUCACUAAGUGCCUGGAUGUACUGGAUGCUGCAGCAGCCUCGUGCCGGCGCAUGCUUUUUCCCACGCUGCUGUUCCCCGCAGACCUGACUGCUUGCCUGUGUAAGUGUAUCUGUGAUUGCGCUUGGCCUUGACUCAGACUAUAUUUCACUCUGACAGGCAAACGGUCAAUUUGCUGUUCCUCGAAUCCAAGCCUCCCCCCACUCCACCUCGCUUGCAGUAUCAUCCUGUUAAUCCAAGGACAGUCGAUUAGUUUCUUCUUUUGUACUCAACACGCCUGACUUUACUCACGAAGGCUUUUCUUCAUCUUCUGUUGUCUGGAAAUGUGAGCAUUUUUAGAAAACAUUGAUGUUGCAGCAGCGGGACGGUGGCCUUUAGGGUGGGAAAAGUGAAUAAAGUCGUUUUACGUAGACAAGAAGCUGGUUUUACGAGCCAGGACGGCCACUGCAGCCCAGUAGUACGUGUCUGUCUGCACUUUUAGUGCCUCAGUCUGAGUGAAGCUGUCAAGAAGCCUUUGCAGCAUGCCUGUGUGACCUGCUCUGCCUCAGCAUCCUUCUUCUUGCUCAACUAUUCAGCUGAUAUGGAACACAGAGAGUCAUAGAUUCUUCAUUGUUUUUUUGUUUUUUUUUUGCCAUUCUGUCUGAACGUUAGAGCAUGUCUCAUUCCUUUUACCAGAGUGUUUUUUGUGCUGUGGCACACUGAUUAUUUUCUUUGUCCUGCUACGUGCGCUUUGGACUUUCUUACCCCCAGACAACCUUUAAUUCGACCCUAACCACCCGCUCAUUAUGGCCGUCAACGUUGCUGUAGGCCGGGACACCAAGUGGCUGACGCUAGAGGUGUGUCGCGAGUUCCAGAGAGGCUCAUGCUCACGGUCUGACACCGAGUGCAAGUUCGCUCACCCUUCUCGCACCUGCCAUGUGGAGAACGGCCGCGUCAUCGCCUGCUUCGACUCCCUCAAGGGCCGCUGCACACGUGAUAACUGUAAGUACCUGCACCCGCCUCCACACCUGAAGACCCAGCUAGAAAUCAAUGGCCGGAACAACCUGAUCCAGCAGAAGGCAGCAGCUGCCAUGUUGGCUCAGCAGGUGCAGUUCAUGCUGCCUGGAGCCCAGCUACAGCCCAUAACCACGUUCCCAGUAUCACCCUCGUUGGCUACCAGUCAGAGUAUGGCAUUAAAUCCAUACAUGGGCCACAUGAGCCCUGGCAUCGGCCUCAUGCCCGAGUUGCUUCCCAGCACUCCCGUGCUGGUCCCGGGAAGCCCGACGGGCAUCACUGUGGGCAACGGCAACUCCGCUCAGAAGCAUGUUCGCACAGACAAGCUUGAGGUGUGCCGUGAGUUUCAGCGGGGCAACUGCACACGGGGUGAGAACGAGUGCCGCUACGCUCACCCAGUAGAGGCGGGCAUGGUGGAUGGCAGCGAGAACUCAGUCAUUGUGUGCAUGGACUACGUAAAGGGCCGUUGCUCACGCGACAAGUGCAAGUACUUCCACCCACCGGCACACCUGCAGGCCAGGAUUAAAGCGCAGCAGCAGCAGCAGGCCAGCCAGAGUGCCGCUGCUACAGCGGCAGCAGCCAUGGCCCUGCCUCCAGGCAGCAUGCAGCAGCUACCAAAGAGGCCCACCCUGGAGAAGAGUAACGGCGCUGCGGCCGUCUUCAACCCCAGCAUGUUCCACUACCAGCAGGCUCUGGCCAGCAUGCAGCUUCAGCAGCCGGCCUUUAUCCCCACAGGGCUUUUCAAACCGCCCGGCCCACUGGCAGAGGGCCGCUGGGAGAGGCGGGAUUGGAGCAGCUGCCGGCCCCCCCACAGCCGCUACCUAUCAGGGCCCGGACAGACUGUAGACCCCGCCGAGGUACUGAAUGCUGACCCUGUCGACCUCCACUGCAUUCCUGUGGAAACACACCUCUGUCCAAUCCCCAAACUGCUGGUGGCGGCGCCGGUGAGCCUGAACUCAGUAAGCGUCAGCCGCAAUCUCAGUUAACACCCCGCUAUUGCCAUCCCCAAAUCCAACCUCACCAUAUGAAUGCAACAAAAGUGUGCCUAAUCAGUGCGUCCUCCGAGGACAACCCUUUCAUCUUCUUAUUUGAUGCCCCACGUCAACAAAAGUCAACACACACAAAAAAAAGAUUUGUUGAUGCUAAAACAGGCAAUAUUUAAGCUAGGACCUUCAACUGUUUAAGGAAGUGUGCCAUGUUGCAAGGAGACUUAAGAAGCAUGAAGAUGCUGAAUCUGAGCGCUCCUUUGAAUUCACAGCCAUACGAGUACACAGAUUUGUAGACACAGACACUUACACACACACACACACACACAAACACACACACACACACACACACAAAGUUGAGAACAGUGCAUCCUCCUCAAACGAGAGUGAGGUCUCAGACCCGGAUUAACGCAGUGUGAGUAGUAAAGCUAGGGCUUGAUGUCACCUGACAGCACACACGGUUUUGCAAAAGCUUGUGUAGGAAACACAAGAAUGUAAUGUGCACAGGGCUUUAGUCAGAGAUAGGAUUGUGUAUGAGAGCUCUCUUUUUUAAACUUUUAAUGUAAUUAUCCAUACAGUAAUGUGGGUGUGUAUAUAUAUUUAUAUAUAUGUAUAUAUAUAUAUUUGCAGACACAUUACUGCUUGUAUAAUUUAUUCAUUAAAGUGCAUUAGAUGUCCCUGACCUGGAAUUCACACUAGAUGCGGCACUUAAACAACACGUCCGUAUAGCAUUUACUGCACUUUAUUCUGAUCAAGAAAAUGAGCGCCUGUACCGUACAUACAGCACCUGCAAAUGGGCCCCCUUGUGAUUGGUCUUUGGUCAUUACACUUAGAUGUAUAGAUGACACUAAAUAUUUACUUUUAAGCAGAUUCACUCAAACACAAAUGUAAAAGACAGAUAUGCAAGUGAUGUGUUUAAAAAUGCAUUUGGUUUGAAUUGAAGUUGUUACUCAAACCACCGUCCUAUUACAGACAAACAAAUAACAGUGUACAUGUAUACCAUAUGUAUACAUGUACGAUGUAUAUUCGUAUUCUAUGUAUGUUCCAAUUCACUUUUUCUACCACAAGUGUGUCAUUGGCAUAAGAGUGAUGUUUAUUUAAGUCCAAUCCCAACAAGGUGCAACUGGUUGACUAGACAUAGUGUUGUUUUUUUUCAUGCAUGGAGAUACCACAGAUUUGUUUUCGUAGAACAUUCAGACUAAGGUUAGGUAGAUUCCUUUAUAAAUACCUCCAUUUUCCUUAAUGCAAUCCGCCUUAAGCAGAAAUCCCAGCGUACGCCCGUGUCUUAUUGCGCAUGACGACGUACACUGAUCUGCAGGGUCUGAUUACAGCCCUAUAGCCCCGCGCUGCGCAGGAGGUCUGAUAGAUGACUAGCUCAGGAUGAGUCUUAUCACCAUACUGUGAUAGGCAGUGCCAGCACAGCAGCUGUGGCCGUCGAUUGGAGCAGUGCCAUUUCAAAGCCCAACUGUUUCUCUGUAGUCAGCCACGUCAGAGCGCAUUACUCAUCUCCUGUAACCUAGUACUUUUUUUUUUCUUCCUCGUUUUCAUAACACACCAAGCUGUAUGUUUGACUUGCUCGAACACAGGCAUUGUGAUAUAUUCAGGUCUGCCACCAUCUCUGCUUCUGUCUUUCCGUAUAGAGUGGACAGUCUCUGCCAAAAUCCAUGGCCCAGUCCCUCCUGCCGAGUGACAGUCUGUUUGUCUGUGCUUAUUGCUUAGCCCUGUUUUUUACAUAUCACAGUAACACAAGAUCUGGGAACUGUCCAUGCUGUGAUAUUCGCAGUGUGACAGCAACCAAAGCUAUACAGUCUUUUUAGAUUCAUCGAACCUUUUUUUUUCUAUUUAAAGAUAAUGUGCACAAAUUAACAUCUUAACAAAAUACGCAGGUGCAAAUGUAAUCAGGAAACACAAUGAUGAAUGUAGUUGACCGCUCAGAGAAUAAAUCAUAGCAUGGUGGUUAGAAAGUAAGAAAUUUGUAGAGUCCACUUGUACAGAAUAUAGAUGUUUACGGUAAGUCUGGCUGUCCUAUUUAAUUACUAACGGCAGCAGUAGAGUUUUAAACAAGUGUACUGCUUUAUGUGCUAAUGACUCUCGGAGCAGGGUCACUCUGUGCCAAUCACUAGUGGGGAGAAAAAAAGUAGAGUUAUUACAUGCCAAGGCCCAAAAGCAGACUGAUUGAAAACGUUAUUUUCUCUACAGCUAAUGCAGUCAUUAAUGCUGUGCUCUUAUUCAGGCUUUCAAUCUUUUCCAAUUCACCUCAUACCACUAUACCAUUUGACUGGAGCUCUUGUAGCUUUUGGCUAAAGGCCAUUUCUGAACUGAUCUACAGAGAAACCUUUAAUAAGCUUUAAUUGGAGUAGAUGCUUGUUUUAAAAGAAAAAAUACAACGAUGUAAGAUAAAGCACCAACUGAGGCCUGGAACAUUUUUGUAAUCAUUUUUUUUUUACAGCUUUUGUGUUUAUCUUCUUUUUUUUCUUUUGCAGCUCUCUGAUUUAAUCAGGAUUAAGUUGCUGUGUGUUAUGUUUCUAAAACAUGUUUAUUUAAUCCAGCUUACAGAUUUUGACCACUUAUCGUGUCCUUAUGUUCAAAAGUCGACAGACUCUAAAAAACCAGGGCAAAGCUGACUGUCAGCCAUAAGAGCGGUUCAUUUCACAUUGUGCUGAAAGCGGUAAUUCGAAGAGGGGAAAAAUGCCGAGGUGUAGAGGCGGGGGGGAUCUGCUGUAGCCGGGGUACUGAUGAACCUCACUUGCAAACGUUGCCAGGAAAGAGCCUUAAAAUACAUUUGAAUGUGACAUUUAGGACAAAGAAGAAUGUCAUUAAAGCUUGAGGAUGCCUGUCUCACCUUUUUUUUCCCUCCUGAAACAAAUCACGACAUAUUUCAACAUAUCAAGGGAGAAAAAUUCUCCCAAUGCCAUUCACUGUUGAUGUACUAUAGAAACAAAAUUCUAAGAGACUUAUUAAGGACCUUGUCAUGUUUUUUUUUAUGUUUUUUUUAGGUUUUUUUUUUUCAGUCGUCGUUACAUGAAACAGCUGUGCUGUUUUUUACGGAUAGCCACACUGAGAAGCAAAUUUUGUUGGUCAAACACUGCACCUAUUUAAAAAAAAAGAGGACCUCUUUGGAAAUAGUGUAUUUGUGACCUUUUAUUUUGUCUAGAGGACACUCUCCAGGCCAAAUGCUCAGACAUAAAUUAAGGUUAACCCAAGACUAAAACUUAAGAAUUUCAGUUAGUCUUGAACAUCUUAAAGCCUUACCGGAACUGGCCCAAAAUAAUGUUAUGCUUUAUUCCCAUGAUUAUAAAAUAGAAUAAGCAUGAUGGGCUUAAAUUCAAUAGAGUAAACUGAGGUCAAAUGCAAAAUCAAAAAGACGAUAUACUGUGUUAUUGGAGUGUCUGUGUUGUACACAACUUAUCAAAUGUUACGGUGUGGGUGUGUGUAAAUGUUGGCUGUUCAGUUGUUUAGGAGUGUACUAAGCUGUUGAUUUGUAUAAUGGAUUAUUUCCUGUAGUUGGGCGAGUCUCAUUGCCUAGCCAAGGUAUAGAUCUCUCUCUCUCUCUCUCUCUUUCUAUCUCUCUCUUUCUAUCACUUUAUUCUCUCAUAUCAAGAGUUAUGCCUUCUCCAACUGCUAUCCAGCUGGAAUUAACAAAAUACUUGAUUAAGGAAAAAAAACAUGCCUCGUUUGGGGCUUCAGCAUUUUAAGAACACUCACUUUUUAAGAAGUGUGUCUUCACGUGUAAUGUAGUUAGAUAAUCUGAUAUGUACAUAUUACUAGUGCAUCCUUGCUAUAGUUUUGUCACCGUUUGAGGUCACAUGACCCUAAUCUCAUUCUUAACGGUACUUAUUUUAGCUGUAUUUCGUCAUCGUUAAGCAAAUUUAUUGUGAGUUUUACAUUUUGAAAAUGAACAUGUUUUAGUUAACUUGAUCUUUUUUUUUAUCAGUUACUUAUUCUACAGCAUAAACUCUCAUUGCAUGAAAUGGAAAUAAUCUGAAUAAUCUGAUACAUAGUUUGUGUAGUUAGUAGUACAUGAGAAAAAUAAGAAAUAUCUCUCUAUAUAAAUAUUAAUCUAUAUACACAUUUGUAUCACAAUGAUCAAUUCAUUGUAACUUGAUAGUAAGUUGUUGUUGCUAUGGCAACAAAACUACAACAUGGCUACCUUUGUGAAUUUUAAUUGUGAAUUUCUUUCACACUUCAAUCGAUUUCACGUACAAGAUUAACUUAUUCUGAAAGGGAAUGUGUAGAUAUCUUACCUUGGAUUUAAAAAUGAUGCCUAUUUUGUACAAAAGAAAAAAAAAGAUUCCUCGAGUCCAAAGUCCAUUUGGAGAUGUCAUGUUAAUUGUUGUUUAGGGUUUUUUUUUUGUUUUUUUUUUAGUUUUUAUGAUUUCUUAUUUUUCUAAGGGGAUUGUUGUCUGCUUGAGAUAUAAAUCAGUGUUUGAGCUUUAGAGUGGACUUAUUCGAUCAUUAGGUAAAAGAAAAACUCGAUAACCUCUAGCAAUUGAAAGAGAUUUUGGAGCAAAACUCCAGGUGGGGAAUUGUCUUUUUUUCUUUUUUUUUUAAGGGCUCUCUGGACUGGUAGACACCAGAAAGGAUCUAACAGAUUGACUCAUUUUGAUGAGUGCUUGAAACUUUUAACAUGAUAAUGUCAGGAGCAGAACGAGAUGUAGGGCGUAGUAAGCUAGAACGUGAACCUCCUGGUAAUGUCUCGUUUUUUUUUUUUGUUUGUUUGUUUGUUUUUAUUUUUUCUCCCUGUGCUCUUUAGCCAGCCUUUAGCCCAGCUGUGCUGGGACCUGCUGUGCCCCCAUCAGUGUACGAAUGUGUGUCCUUCACCUCGUUUGCACUUAUGUACAUAAAUGAGUAAAGAUAUUCAGAAUUUAUUUUGAAUAUGCAUAGAUAAAUACAAAUAUAUAGACAUAUAUAUAUAUAUAUAUUGAAAAACCUGUUCAAAUGAAAUAACUGUAUUGUUCGGAAUACAGGUAAACAUCUAUCCUUCUACUAGGUUGUUCAAGAAAUGGGAGGGAUUCUUUCUAUGUUUUUUUUUUUUUUUUUUUUUUGCUAAUGCCCUUUUUCUCACCAUAAGCAUGUUGUUGCUUGCUGAUAAAACAGAUGAAAAUGAAAAGAUGCUUUAUAGUUUGCUGUAGUUUACAAAAAUAAGCCUAUUACGCCAAGCACUGAGGCUGUUUAUAUCUGAUCCUUAAAUGUGUUGGUGGUGUUUGGAAAGAAGCAUGGCCCCCAAAUGUAUGCAGGUGAUGCAUUGCAUCUAAGAAACCAAAGAAUAAAUAGCUUGCUUGUCUUUGUUUAUUCUUCGCUGUGAAUUGUCUAUUUAGUGUCACAAUAUAUUCUGCUAUUAUUAUUAUUAUUAGUAGUAGUAGUAGUAUUAGUAUUAUUUAAUGUGUUCAUGAUGCUAAGAGCUGAAAAGAAAUGGGAUUCAAAAUGGAACUGCUUUGGGAUUUUAGCUCAUGUGACAUCUGUACCGGUGAAGUUCUGCCCCCUUCCGGCUGUAAACGGUAUAACAGGCAGCCAAACCCUUUACUCCUGCCUGUAAGGAAGGAGGGCUGACCAUCAUCCCAAUACAGGACACACCACCAACAUCAGGGUCAGAUUACAGCGGGAAAGCAUUGCAACUGGUUAAAAAGGAGUUUAAGUUACAUAUCUGUGUCUGUAUUUGGUUUCCUCUCAGUGUUCAAACACUCACACAUUCCCAAAACCUGAUCAAUAAUUCUAAAUAUUUCGGUGCAUUUCCUCAAGACAAAAUCUUAUUAACACAGUGAAACCUGGAGAUAUCUUGUACAUUAUGUGGUCUAAAGUUGCUUUGGAAGCCAAGAAUUUUGUUGCCAUGGCACUUGUCCUAGUAGUGAGGGAGAGACUGAGUCUAUGUCGGUUCCUGCACCUUUGGACCACGUUCACAAACUGGUCCCAAACCUUUUAACUAUAAAGUGGACUUGGCACAAAGUUUGAUAUCUUAAGUCCUGAUUUACAGAACAUGCUGAAAAUAAAUGAAUGCAAUCGAAAGGACACUUUUGACCACUGUGCUAAAUAAAGGAAGAAAGAAAACAACUACUAACGCCCUUCUGCUGUCCACCUUACUGUGCCUGGACAUUCUGUAAAGACCGUGCUUUUUUGUUGAUUAUUUCAUUUUUAUCCAAGUAAAUCCAUCACUCAUAUUUAAUCACAUCAUAUUUAAGUCUGUGUGCAAAUCGAUGUUGCCGGUAUUGCCAUAAAAAAUGUGUGUAUAGGAUUAAGUUUCAUAUUUAUGUUGUAAAAUGCUAUGGAUUUAAAUGUAAAUGCAGUGUCUUGUCGAAGAUUUGAGGUUUUGUCCCUUUUAGGGCGUCAGUCAGGUGUAGUUUUAUUAAACGCAGAAUAAGUGCUUUCUAUCAGAAGCAGCUUAAAGAAUGUUCACAUUGUUUUUUCGAAGCCAUAUGUUAAUGAUUCCUCUUUCCCCCACUGUAGGACAAGCCUGAAUGCCCUGACUCUUUAUAUGAAAUGCUUCUCUUUCUAUUUAGCGUGUUGUGCUUGUAUGUGCUAAAAAAUUGUGCUUAUUGCCAAUCCCUUUUAUGAUUAUAGUAAUGUAUAGAAAAUAUACAUACUUACAUGAUCUGUUCUUUUUGGUUGACAUUUUAAUAAAGCACUUAAAUGAAAA